AUGAAUAAUGACGAUGUGAUCUGGCAGAUUAUAAACCGAUCAUUUUGUUCGUUUAUGGUUAAAACCAAAACGGGGAACUUCUGUCGUAACGAAAACAAUGUGACCGGUUUGUGUAAUCGCCACUCCUGUCCCCUCGCCAACUCUCAGUAUGCAACAGUAAAAGAGAAAGAUGGUAUCAUCUUUCUCUUCCUAAAGGAGCCUGAACGCGUUCCAUAUCCUGGGAAGCAAUGGGAGAGGAUCAAACUAUCCCGAAACAAGAAACAAGCAUUAGAACAAAUCAAGAAACACAUGCUCUAUUGGGACAAUUGGAUAAUCAGUAGAGUGAAACAGAGAUUUUUCCGCAUUCGCGACAAUCUGAAAAACAUGCGUCGCCUUGCAUUAGCCAGACAGAAAAAACUGGAACCCGUUAAUCGAAAGAUAGAACGCCGCGAGCUUCGUCGAGAAGAGAAAGCAUUGCGCGUUGCUCGGGUAGAACGAACUGUAGAACAAGAACUGCUCGAACGGUUGCGUGCUUCAACUUCGUCGAAAGAAAUCUAUAAUAUUGAUCAGUCUGCAUUCGAGAAAGCCUUAGAAACUGAGGAAAUGGAAGAAGUGGAUGAGGAAUUCGAAGAAGAGUCAGAGGCUGAGGAAGAGGUUGAUGAAGAUGUUGUUUACACUUCAGAUUCUGAAGUUGAAGAUAUCGAGGAUCUUGUUGAGGUGGAGGAAGAAGAUGCAGAGGAACGGGAAGCAAAUCUUGUUUUAGCUGGACCUUCUAAGAAACGAAAAGUGACCAUAGCGUACGAAAAGGACGACUAA
Echinostoma caproni is the source of this 795-nucleotide messenger RNA. NCBI's taxonomy places the organism in Eukaryota, Metazoa, Platyhelminthes, Trematoda, Plagiorchiida, Echinostomatidae. The record is from the annotation of a GenBank genome assembly.